AUGGCUGCUUGCCUGCCAUCCGAUUGCUUGUUAAAUAUUUUCUCGUAUUUUGAGGGCGAUGCCAGAUCAUUGCACUCUUUUUUAUUAACAAAUCGUAAUUGGUGUCUCAGUGUCGUUCCGCUAUUAUGGCGAAGAACAUUUUAUAUCACAUCUCAUAGUAAUUUUUCAUCUAAAAAAAGAAGUAAAUUGGUAGUAACCUACUUAACAUGUUUGGACGAGAAGAUUAUACCUUUUUCGUCAACAUCGACGGCAUCUCAUAAACCCCGGCUUCCCACAUUUGAUUACGCAACAUUUUUACGGGGAUUCGAUUUUUACGAUGUUUAUCAUGCCGUAGGCAAUUGGUAUGCUUUCCAAACUCCCGAACGAAGAAGAAAGAUAAGCUUUGAUCGUUUUCAUGAUAUGAGUGACGACGAAUGCCGUAAACUAUUCAUCACAAGAGAAUUGAUGAAGCAAUUUAUUCGAAGUUCUCCGAUAAUUGACUAUUUGGCACUAGAUGCAGAACAAUCGUUGCCACCUCAGUGUUGGUCACUUUCCAAUUUCUCGGAUAAUCAUAAUUCUCUAAAGUACAUACGAACAUUCGUAUGUCGUGGAAACGCAAACAAACAAGAAGUCUAUGCCGCACUCUCUCAAUGGUGUCAAAAUAUUGAAUUCUUGUCGAUUCAUGGAAUCGGAAAAGAUGAUCCCAGCGGGGAAUCGUUGAGCAAUUUAAUUAAGGUACAACGUCAACUUCGUGAAUUCGUCCUUUGGAAUGGUACCAGAGAUCAACUACCCCAAAUUAUUCGCGCUCUUGCGUUCCGAGGUGAAAAACUUAAAUCUCUAGAAUUUAGGUUUUGUGAUUUUUCAAAAUCCACACCACUGGAAACGUUAGCCAAUUCAUGCGCAGGACUAAAGACCUUUAAAUUAAUUCGUUGCGGGGAAAUACAUAGUAAUCUUUCGGAAUCCUGUUUAACUCCUGUAUUUCUAGAUUUGAUCAAUUUAGAUCUACAAGGGACUUAUAUAUCCAGUGAAUCAUUGGAUGUCAUCUUUAAGUGGUCUAACAUAAAUUUACGAAGUUUACAUGUUGAAAGUACGGGUGGUCGCUUUCGAAUACCAAAAAUACUCGAAAGCAUAGCAAGUCAUUGUCUGAAUAUAACUUAUCUUAAAGUUCGCACGAAAAAAGACAAGCUCUCACAAUUAGCAACCUUACUCAGAUCUUGUCGCAAUCUGCAUUCUCUGAAGAUUUACGGCUCACCACCCGAUCGCCUUUUCUUCUUCGUUCAAGACACUGACGAUGAAUUGUUGUUGAGCUUGAGACAAACAAUUCCUAUAAAUUUGAAAACUCUGGUACUGAAAACGGAUUGUGCAUUCACUUCCUUAGCAAUUGACGCGUUUCUGAAAGACUGCGGCACGGAGCUGAAGCAUUUUGAAUAUGUUAGUUACGGAAGUGUUUGGCAACAUUUGAAUGUGAUGAAGAAAUACGCAAAACGACGGGGGUUGGAAAUCGAAAAGCAGAUUGCGGGAAAUUAUAAAGAGUUAUUAAUGAGGGAGUUAGGUUACAUUAUUAUGGAAUUUGGGAAGAUUAGUUAG
Acaulospora morrowiae is the source of this 1566-nucleotide messenger RNA. The record is from the annotation of a GenBank genome assembly. Lineage: Eukaryota; Fungi; Glomeromycota; Glomeromycetes; Diversisporales; Acaulosporaceae.